Molecule: messenger RNA, 2626 nt
Organism: Oryzias latipes (Japanese medaka)
Lineage: Eukaryota; Metazoa; Chordata; Actinopteri; Beloniformes; Adrianichthyidae
Gene: ftr82
Product: finTRIM family, member 82
Molecular function (GO): protein binding; zinc ion binding
Source: RefSeq, a predicted model, not a curated record
AGGGCUUGAGGCACUCACGGCGCAGGGGGGAGGGACUUGUCUGCUUUCAAUCAAUAACUUCAGGAAUUCAGAAAUACAAGUAGUUCCUGUCCUCGGCAGGCAGUACCACACUCCUGAGGGCGGGCUCCUACACACGAUUCAACGGAUUCUCUGUCUACGUCUGUUCUUCUGUUUCUGCUUCCACAGGUCUGACUGGGCUGGGAGUCCAUCGCAAUGGCAGAUCAGACAUCUUCAGACUACUUCAGCUGUUCGCUGUGCAUGAACCUCCUGAAGGACCCUGUGGCGAUCCCCUGUGGCCACAGUUACUGCAUGGACUGCAUCAGUGGCUACUGGAAUGAGGCUGACUAUACAGGGAUUUACAUUUGUCCCCAGUGUAAGAUCACGUUCACUCAGCGGCCUGUGCUGCGACCCAACGCCACUCUCAGCAUGGUGGCUGAGAAAAUCAAGAAGAGCGGUCUGAACCUCAACCUCACGGCGACGCAGGGAAACGCCUACGCUGGACCAAGUGAUGUUCCCUGUGACUUCUGCUCUGGGAAGAAGUUCAAAGCUGUCAAGUCCUGCCUGAACUGUCUGGCAUCUUAUUGUGAGAAGCACUUGAGACCACAUUACGAGUCGGCCACGUUCAAACGGCACAAGCUGGUGGAUGAGUUGGGAAACCUGGACAGGAAGAUCUGCCCUCAGCACCAGAAGUCCCUGGAGCUCUUCUGUCGGACUGACCAGAUGUGUAUCUGUGCCAUCUGCACGGUCAGCGAACACAAGGGCCAUGACAUUGUGUCUGCUGAGGCGGAGAGGGGCGAGAAACAGAAACUUCUGGGAGUCUCCCAAAGCGAGAUUAAACAAAAAUGCCAGGAGAGAGUGAAGGAGCUGGAAGAGCUCAAGACAGCAGUGGAUUCACUCAAGAACUCGGCCCAAAGAGCCAUGGUGGACAGCCAGAAAAUGUUCGAGGACAUGAUUCGCUCCAUCGAGAGGAUGAGGUCAGAGGUGACAAAGCUGAUCGGCAUCAACGAGAAGGCCGCUUUCAACCAGUCCGAGGCUUUGAUCGAGCGCCUGGAGCAAGAGAUUGAUGAACUGAAGAAGAAGGAGUCGGGGCUCAAGCAGCUCUACAGCACUGAAGACCACAUUCACUUCCUGCAGAACUUCAACUACCUCUGCACCCCCACCGAUGACGGCUUCAUCCCCAGAGUGACGGUGAACCCAGACUUCUCCUUCGGGGCCGUCAGGAAAGCUGUGGCAGAGAUCAAGGAGCGGCUUGAGGAGUUCGGCAGGGAGGAGAUGCUCAAAAUCUCCAAAUCAGUUAAUGAGGUCCCGGUCUACCAGACAGAGAGCCGAACAUUGGACAGGAGGAGCAGAGGAAAAGAAAUCACAGUGGACAACUCUCAUCCUCCAGAGCCAAAGACCAGAGCAGAUUUUGUCAAAUACUUCUGCCAGCUGAAACUGGACCCCAGCACAGCCUACAAGGAGCUGAAAAUCUCAGACAACAGCAGAAAAGUCAUCCGCACCAGAGACCUGCAGCCCUACACAGAAACCCCAGAGAGGUUUGACAGUUUUGCACAGGUGCUGUGUCGAGAGGCCUUAUCCGGAGGCCGCUUCUACUGGGAAAUCGAGUGGAGCGGCGAAUUCUCCAUCGGGGUGGCCUACAAAAGCCUCAGCAGAAAGGGCAAAGGCUCACUCUGUCUUCUGGGUUACAACGACAAAUCCUGGAGUCUUCUCUGCUCCGACUCAGGUUACUCUGCCUGGCACAACCGAGUGGACAAAGCAGUCCACGGCCCCCACUCCCCCAGGAUAGGCGUGUACCUGGACCACAUGGCAGGUGUAUUGGCCUUUUACAGCAUAGGCAGCACCAUGACCCUCCUGCACAGGUUUCAGACCACCUUCCAAGAGCCCCUCUAUCCAGGUUUUGGGGUCGGAACAUCUGUAAAAAUCUGUAACGUCAAGUAAUGUCAACACUUUUCUGAUCAUAUUUUUAUAUUACUCAUCAGUGCUUUUUUGAAAGAAUGUAUUUUGCAGCUAUUAUAACAUCAUACCAAACAGUCAUGAGGUUAUGUUUGACGGCAAAUGUUCAGUGUGCUUCCACUUUUUUACUCUGUACUUACAGUUCUAUUCACAUCACCUUUUUAGUGGUAGCUUUGUCAAUGAAGAUAAUCCGUACACAAUUGCUGAAGCUAAGCAAAGAGCACAACUCUGCUUGAAGUUUUAAAGUAUUAAUGUUGUGAAUAUCAAAAGGCUGAAUCGCAAAAUGUUUUGUUUUUACAGCAAAUUCUAAAACAUGAUGAACCGAUGUUGGUCAAUUUUACAGCUGAAUUAAACACAGCAUUUCAUCAGUCAUGCCAUUUACAGUCAUGCUUAGCAUUAGUUUUAAAUGAUUCAGUGAAAUCUUUUUAUUAUUAUUAUUAUAUCAGUUUGUUCUUCUCGUGAUCAGUUUUUUUUUCUUGACCAAGCUCUUAUUUCAUUUCAGGUAUGUCCACCAAAAUGUAGGACAGCCAGAGUUUAACUACUAUGCAGUAAAGGGCUUGUUUUUGAUUUGUAAAUUUGUACUUUAAAUAAAGAACAAAAUAUGUGAAGGUUGGGUUGCUUGACCCGCAAAUAAAGUGUGUAGAAUUUGUUUUGUUUUAUAAAAAUGUCAAAA